Molecule: messenger RNA, 3222 nt
Organism: Symphalangus syndactylus (siamang)
Lineage: Eukaryota; Metazoa; Chordata; Mammalia; Primates; Hylobatidae
Gene: CDCA7L
Product: cell division cycle associated 7 like
Biological process (GO): regulation of DNA-templated transcription
Cellular component (GO): nucleus
Source: RefSeq, a predicted model, not a curated record
GGACGGCUCCACUCCCUCCCUCCGCUGCGGGGGGGAGCCCGGCGCCCUAACACUGGUAAUUGCUCUUGCCGCGCCCAACUGCAAGCCCCUCUUCCGCCGCCUGCGAAGAGAAGGUCAGUGGCCGCGAAGUUGGAACGUGAUCGGAGCCACGAGGCCCAGUGAGGCGGCAGCGAGCGGGCAGCGCAACGCGCUCCCCCUGUCCCGGGUGCCGAGUGCGCCCCUCCCGGGGCCCGCCUGUGCUCCGGGCGGAGCGCGCUAGCUGCUCGGGCGCGGGGCGUUCUUGGUGCGCUGGUCCGUGGUGAGUCUGGGCUCCCGUGGCCGCGUGCUGGGAGGAGACUGGAGUCCGGUUAGGAAGAAUGGAGUUGGCUACUCGCUACCAGAUCCCUAAAGAAGUGGCUGACAUCUUUAACGCCCCCAGUGAUGAUGAAGAGUUUGUCGGCUUCCGAGAUGAUGUUCCCAUGGAAACCCUCUCGUCAGAGGAGAGCUGCGAUAGUUUUGACUCACUGGAGUCAGGGAAACAGCAGGAUGUGCGCUUUCAUUCCAAAUACUUCACAGAAGAACUAAGAAGAAUUUUUAUAGAGGACACUGACUCAGAGACUGAGGAUUUUGCAGGAUUUACGCAGAGUGAUCUGAAUGGAAAGACUAACCCAGAAGUAAUGGUCGUGGAGUCAGAUUUGAGUGAUGAUGGCAAAGCAUCUUUGGUGAGCGAGGAAGAUGAAGAAGAAGAUAAGGCUACCCCGAGAAGAAGCAGGUCUAGAAGAAGUAGUAUUGGUCUUCGAGUAGCCUUUCAGUUCCCCACCAAGAAGCUGGCCAACAAACCAGAUAAAAACAGUUCUUGCGAGCAGUUGUUUUCUAGCUCACACUUACAGAACGAGAAAAAAACAAUUCUUGGAAGAAAGAAAGGCCGUAGACAGGUGAUACAAAGGGAAGAUUCUACCUCUGAGUCUGAGGACGACUCUCGGGAUGAGAGCCAGGAGAAUUCGGAUGCUUUGCUGAAAAGGACCAUGAACAUCAAGGAGAACAAAGCCAUGCUUGCCCAGUUAUUGGCGGAAUUGAACUCGAUGCCAGAUUUCUUCCCAGUACGAACCCCAACCUCAGCUUCUAGGAAGAAAACAGUGAGGCGGGCCUUCUCGGAGGGACAGAUCACACGGCGCAUGAACCCGACCCGGAGUGCACGGCCUCCUGAGAAGUUUGCUCUAGAGAACUUCACUGUCUCAGCCGCCAAAUUUGCAGAAGAGUUUUACAGCUUCCGAAGAAGGAAGACAAUUAGUGGGGGGAAAUGCCGGGAGUAUAGACGACGUCACCGUAUAUCUUCUUUUCGGCCAGUGGAGGAUAUCACCGAAGAGGACUUAGAAAAUGUUGCCAUAACUGUUCGAGAUAAAAUCUAUGAUAAAGUUCUGGGUAACACGUGCCAUCAGUGUCGACAAAAGACCAUCGACACCAAGACAGUGUGUCGGAACCAGGGUUGCUGUGGUGUGCGAGGACAGUUCUGUGGACCAUGCCUGCGGAACCGCUAUGGGGAGGAUGUCAGAUCAGCAUUGCUGGACCCGGAUUGGGUGUGUCCCCCCUGUCGUGGGAUCUGCAAUUGCAGCUACUGUCGGAAGCGUGACGGCCGCUGUGCCACAGGAAUCCUCAUUCAUCUGGCCAAGUUUUAUGGUUAUGACAAUGUUAAGGAAUAUCUGGAGAGCUUACAAAAGGAGCUGGUAGAAGACAAGUAGAGGAAAACAGAACCAGCCACCUCACCAUAGAGUACUCCAAGACCUCACCAUAGAGUACUCCAAGACCUCACCAUAGAGUACUCCAAGACCUGCAUACCAUUUGUGCCUAAGAUUUUUUACAGUUGUGUUUUUAUACAGAAAUUCUUUGUAGAAAUUACUAUUUUUUGUUAAAGAUUGUUUAUAUGCUUACAAAGAUUUCUCAGGAAGACAGCAGAGCAGAGGAAUCUAUAUAGAUGUAUGCACAGACCUGUUUGUGUGCUGAACUUUGUUAAAAAUAUCUGCCAAUGAUUAAAAAGCCAAUUUAAAUGGGGUGGGGUUAAAGUUCAGGUAAAUUAGAGAGAAAACAUUGUAUGAGCAGCUCCUGCCUUGAUCUACCUUUGGCUUCCCAAACAGUGACUCCAGGCUAAGUUUGCCUUAGCACGAGUGACCACAGUUUAACAGACAACACACAUCGUUUAACCUGCUCUUGGUCAUUGGAAAUUUACACUGAACAAAGUGCAAUUAACUGCAGAACAGUUUUAUUUUUAUUAAAACUUGACUGAACAAAAGGGGACCGUCAAUAUUGUAGACACUUGAGGCCUCACAGAGUGCUAUCCUCUUCAGGACUCACCUGGGGCCUGCUGCUUUUAUAUUUUGAAAGAGUUUAAGGGCUGAUAAUUUUUAAUUUAAUUUGUUUAAAAAUUAAAAUCUCCCUUCUUUCCAGCUGCAUUGCUUUUGCAUGUUCAGAUAUGAUGUACUUUUUUUUUUGAGAUGGAGUCUUAUUCUGUUGCCCAGGCUGGAGUGCAGUGGUGCAACCUUUGCCUCCCGGGUUCAAGCGAUUCGCCUGCCUCCUGAGUAACUGGGACUACAGUUGUGUGCCACCACGCCUGGCUAAUUUUUUGUAGUUCUAGUAGAGAUGGAGUUUCACCGUGUUAGCCAGGAUGGUAUCGAUCUCCUGACCCACCCGCCUUGGCUUCCCAAAGUGCUGGGAUGGAUUGGGAUUACAGGCGUGAGCCACCGCGCUCAGCCCUGAAUAACUGACUUUCACCCCUUUCUUCACUUUUAAGAAUGCACGUGUGAGUUACUAAAAAGUUAUGAUAGAAUACAUUAAUGUACACGGGAACAGUGCAGCAACAUGCUAGAAAAUCCUCACUGCACUCCAGCUGAGGCUAGAGGAAUGCCAGUGUUAUCUUACGCUUCUAGCAGCAGAGCCACUCCGGCUAGAACCCAUUUUGCAGUCUUCUCUUUGCUCUUCAGCCUGAAGGUCCAGAUGUAGCUGGGGCCUCUCAGUUUGGUUCUAUACACAGGGCACUCGUAGGUCUGUUUGGUUUCUUGUCUGUCCAUGGGGGUGGCUUUUGCAAAGAUGACCGGCAUAGGGCAUGCCAGCUCCUUGAGACGGGCUUCAACAAUGGUUCCUGAUUGGGUGUCCCAGCGGGCGCCUAUGGCAAAAACAUAACGGUUGAAAUGGUGUGGCAGGUUGCUACUGAUGAUCAAGUUGUUUGAUGCAAUAAACAUUCAACAAACA